Messenger RNA from Effrenium voratum, 2002 nucleotides. NCBI's taxonomy places the organism in Eukaryota, Dinophyceae, Suessiales, Symbiodiniaceae. The record is from the annotation of a GenBank genome assembly.
GCCUAACACUUUACACCGGAGCGCUCCGAAGCCGCCCGAGCCAUGGCAGCGCUGCUGUGGCUCCUUCCGCUGCUUCUGGCAGACGCGAAAUGGGAAGGUCGGGCGAACUGCAGAAAGGUGCAGAGGCCGGCGGAGAGCUUGGAUCAGUGCCAGAGGCACUGCACGUCCGGUGGCUGCAGCGCUUCCUUUGACCCGGAAAGCCAGACCUGCACCUUGCAGGAAGCACACCCCAGCAGCAAGUGCGGUGAGCACGUAGAGGUCUAUGUCAUGAUGCCUUUAGACCUGGUGGGCACUGAUGGCAUUGCCAGCCAGGAGAGCGCCUGGACAAGAUCUGGGCUGCCCUCGAAACAUCUGGCGCAGAUGGCUUCAUGGUGGACAGCUGGUGGGGCAUCACCGAGCCCGAGCCCAAGGAGUACAACUUCGCGGCCUACCGGGAGCUGGUGAAUCAGGCCAAGCUCCGGGGCUUCAAGGUGCAGGUGGUGAGUUCCUUCCACCAGUGCGGGGGCAACGUAGGUGACGAGUGCUACAUCCUCCUACCAGACUUUGUCCGAAACACAUCAGGCAUUUGGUACAAGGAUGCGGAGGGGCAAGAGACACAGGAGUACAUCUCUCUCUUUGCUGACACCGUGGAGAUUGCUGGGCGCACGCCGUUGCAGAUGUACGGCGACUGGUUUGCCGCUUUCGCUGCUGAAUUUGCCGCUGAACUUGGGGAUCCCAUCGUAGAGGUGAUGGUUGGCUUGGGACCCUGCGGAGAGAUGAGGUACCCCUCCUAUCCGCUGGACCGUUGGAAUUUCCCGGGCAUUGGCCAGUUUCAGUGCUACGACGAGCACGCUUUGCAGAGUCUGAGGCUGGCAGGCGGAGAGCAUCGCUUGCCGCGUGAAACGGGGACCUACAACAGCCGUCCACAGGACGCGAGUUUCUUCUCGCAGGGCUACGCUUCGCCAGAUGGCCAACUUUUCUUGGAGUGGUACUCAGACUCGCUGAAGCGUCAUGCCAGUGAUGUCCUUCGCAGCGCACGCGCUGCUUUCCAAAACAAGCUCCGUUUGGCGGCGAAGAUCUCGGGGCUCCACUGGUGGUACAGCGACCCGAGCCAUGCGGCGGAGGUCACCGCAGGUUACUACAACACCAACGGUCACAAUGCUUACGCUGAGAUUGCCAAGGUCUUGAAAGCUGCGGGUGCGGAUGUCUUUGACUUCACGUGUUUGGAGAUGCGUGACCGGGAGCAGCCCAGUGAGGCUGCUUCCAGCCCAGAGAACUUGAUUCAGCAGAGCCAAGCUGCUGCAGCAGCUGCGGGGCUGAGCUUCGCGGGCGAGAACGCGCUGCAGCGGUACGACCAAGCCGCUUACGACCAGAUGCUGUCGUACAAGGACCAGUUGCACUCCCUCACCUACCUGCGCGUGACGGAGACGCUCAUGCGUCCUGUCAACCUCCAGAGAUUCAGGCGCUUCGUCAAGAGCAUGCAUGGAACCGCCAAGGCGGAGACUGGGCCCGCUAUGAACGAUGAGUCGGUCCAGCCAGCCCAACGCUCCUUCCAGGCAGCUUCGCACCAGGCCUUCGGGGCUCGGGAAUUCGAGGCUUGUGCCUACAAAGGUUCUGCAUGGAUUGUAUUGGGAUUCUGGCUUACAGCUAUACUUCUCCAGUGAGCAUCUCGCAUCUUGAGCGGGUCGGCUUGAGAACCAAACAGUUAGUCAAAGGAAGUUUAACAAGAAACUUCCGUAGUACUGGAACUAAGUGAGCUAGCUGCUUUGACAUAUAGCUAUGACAGGUAGCUAGGAACAUGGCCAUGGAGCGGUUUAUCCCUAGCAAACAUACCAGGGCGAAGGGUUGCGCCAGGCUUUUCUGCUCGUUUGUUCAAGCCAAGCAACCCUUCCAAUGUGCAUGAACAGCACUCCCUUUCCAAAAGGCAAAGGGAACUGCUUCUACUGCCUGGUUUCAGGAGCCAGCAAGCAGGAGCAUCUUGCAUGUGUGGCCAACAAGAGCCAUGCUUGUCCACCGCGGCAAA